CAAUCCACACUGUACUGUCAUUGGUCAUCUGCUACUAUGUACUCACCGGUACUACAGUGAUGAGUUGUCCAGCAUCAUGUAGGUGUACUGGUGUACCUUGGUACACUGUAAAUUGCAACGAUGGCCGAUUAACAAUGGUGCCGGGUGGAAUACCGAAUACAACAAUAACUCUACGGUUGGGCAAUAAUCAGAUCCAGACGUUAAGUGACGGUGUGUUCUCUGAUCUAACAAACCUCCAAACACUAGAUUUGUACAAUAAUCAGAUCCAAACUUUAAGUGACGGUGUGUUCUCCGGUCUAACAAACCUCCAAUCACUAUAUUUGGAUGGUAAUCAGAUCCAGACUUUAAGUGACGGUGUGUUCUCUGGUCUAACAAACCUCCAAACACUAAGGCUCGAUUACAAUCCUCUUAUUCUGACACCAAGUCUCUAUGUCAGUUUAUAUGGUAUCGGCACUAUCUCCGCUAACCCCUGUUCCGGGUGUGUCUAUGUUAACUCAUGGGUUGCUCAGUACUUGAAUCAAGUGUCAAAGUCCUGUGCACCUGGACAUUUUCAGAAGUUCAACAAUAACGGAAGCGUUGACUACUACUGCCGUUGUAAUGAGUCCGUAGCAGUUAUUACGCCGACCUGUUCAUCACCUGGAUACACAUGCCUGGCAAAUGGACAAUUUCCAAUUUGUUUCGGAUACACACAAUGCCAAAAAGCAGGCUCUACUUACAGUUGCACUUGUGAGGAAGAAUUAAGCCUCAUUCAAUCCAGCUGUUACAUAGCUGAAGACUGCCUAAACACACUAGAAGACUGCGGAAAUGGAAACUGCACCAUGGAUUACCCACCUGAAUCCCGAAUAAAUAACAAACUCAAUCAGCCAUCAAAUCCAAUGAAUGGAAUAUAUUCGACAGAUACUAUUUCUGCAGAGAACACAACGUUGACUGUAAAGUGCAAGACUGGUUUCCGGAAUGAUCAAAGUGCAAUACAGUCAACAAUGAACUGUCAAUUCCCAGGAACCUGGACAACCCUCCGUACUGAGCCUUGCCGCCCUUUCAAUUGUUCAGAUUCCCCUUGUGAUCCAAAACGCCAAACAUGCACAGAUAUUGAAAAAGGAGGUUUCGUCUGUAAUUGUUACACUGGAUAUGCAAAGAAUUUCAGUACAGGUUCAUGCGACGACAUUGAUGAAUGUAGUACAGGUGAUGUCUGUGGAUCUAGCACAAGCGAUUGUGUAAACCAGCCGGGAAAAUAUACAUGCACAUGCAAAGUUGGGUACAUCAAAAAAGGAGAUAAUGACUGCACCGGGCACGAGUUGUCGAUUGGUUUAUUGGGAGGCGCUGGAGUGAUUUUAGUUAUUAUCGCAGUCAUAGUCAUCAUCUGGUCACGACGUGAAUACAAAGCCAAAAGGGAAGAAACAACACGGAGCAAAUUUCAUCGAGAUGUGUUCUUCUCCGACUGCAAGCAGACCACGGGUAUGACGUACUUGUCCAAUAAUCCAGCUUACAGCACCAAACAGGAGCCUAUAUAUGAAGAAAUUGAUCUCCCAGAUGAAGCCAACACAAAAUCGUAGUAAAUUGUCAACGGUAACCCUUCUUAUUUACAUGUUCUAAAAAUCAGCAUCAUGAAAAAUGUACGUGGAGCUAUUGCUCACCUCUCCACGUCUCAUCAUUGUCAAUUCCAAGUAAACCUAUGUAGUAGAAUAGCAGCAUUCUUAGUACUAGUAGUAGUAGGCAUGUUCUUCUUUUACUCUACCCCUCCCUCACUCCUUUUCACAACUACAUCAUUCUUAUAUUAUUUCUUUUAUUAUAAAUGUGUGUAUUGUUUUUCCGUCUGGCAUGGAUUUUCUGCCCUUUUUGCAAGCAUAAAGUAUUGUUAGUCAUGCAUGCCAACAUUGAGCCAAAUGCAAUUGACACGAACCCACUCGAGUCUUACAACAUUCACACAUAUGGAGGAGUCUGCUUUUCAAGCAAAUCCGCCUUUUUCGCGCACGUACUGCUAUUGGAUAUGUAUCCAAAGUCACGUGCCAUACGCGGCACCCCCCCCCCCUUCUGCCACUGCUGGGAAUUUAAACAUAACUAAGUUCUCAUUUUUGCUACAUGGAAAUUGUGGGCACACAUUAUGCGAAUGUGUCAACCAACUAAACCAGCCCCUGAACAGUCAGACGUGCACAAUGUAGUACAGAACUGACAAGGAGUACGGAGCAACUCCACUGCAAGAAAGUGUUGAAGUUUUGUGCUAGGUUGUGCAUGUAUGGUUGUUCAAAAUCUGGUUUCUUUGGCAGACUCAAUUGCGUAACUUUUGCCCACAACUACCACGUUACAAUGUUUUUCUUGGCCCAACACCCGAGUUCUUUUUCUUUUUUGUUGCACCUUUUCCCCAUUUCAUUUCUAUGUGCAUAUGACAUCCAUGCUUUCUUGUUAUUAUAGCUCUACUCUCCUGAACUGUUACUAUCACCUCUCUACUGUACAUUGUCCAUUGCCCUUGUUCAUUUCACUUUGGAUGUGCUUCACCUGAUGACAAAUCUUGAACAGUAUUCUAGUGAAACCGAAAA
Molecule: messenger RNA, 2534 nt
Organism: Sycon ciliatum
Lineage: Eukaryota; Metazoa; Porifera; Calcarea; Leucosolenida; Sycettidae
Product: protein slit-like
Exons: 10
Coding region: 60-1553 (497 amino acids)
Cellular component (GO): extracellular matrix
Molecular function (GO): calcium ion binding; protein binding
Source: RefSeq, a predicted model, not a curated record